AUUGUGGACCUUUCCCGCAUCGCAUCUGAAAGACCAGUAGCUUUCACAUGCUUCUCCUCCCAUUCCGUUGCGCAUCGUAACGUCAUCCUUUCAUGUUGACCCUUGGGUCUGGCCCGGUAUUUCAUCUCGGAGACUUUCCCUCCUCCUCCGGCGUGUCUUCUCCAGUGAGUCGGGCUCUCCCGAAGCCUGAGCGAAAGAAAUACGAAGCAAAGUCAGAUACUCGCACCCAGAAAUUGAACCAAAUGUUGUGCACGGAUCUUGAGGCUAUGCCGGUGGAGCGACCGCUUCGGAUAGCAUUUUAUAUUAGUGGACAUGGUUUCGGACAUGCUACACGGGCAACGGUCACCAUCCGGUAUCUUCUCGAGCUAGGCCACUAUGUCACCAUCGUGAGCUCGGCGCCAUCCUUCAUUUUCCUGGGCUUGCUCGAAGAAUACCUCAGCUGCACAUUAAGGAGCAUCGCGACUUUGGAUCCCGGUGUGGUGCAGAGAGACCCCGUCACGGUGGAUGUGGACGAGACAAUGCGGCAAUUGGAGCUGUUUCUGGAAAGCGCGGAGACCGUAAAGGAACAGGAGGCAGUGUGGAUGGAAAAUGAGCGGUUGGACGUAGUGUGCUUGGAUGCACCGUUUUUGCCAGCGGUUGUUGCAAAGCAAGUGGGCAUUCCUUCCGUCAUGAUCACCAACUUCACCUUCGACGCCAUCUUCUCCGCCAUCGGAACCACGGAUCACCACAAACGGCUGGUUCAACAGUGUGCAGAGAUGUACGCAGACGCAGACUACCUCCUCCGCAUGCCUGGCCACAUCCCAAUACCAUCCUUCCAAGAUCGCCCAUCACAAACCAUCGAACUUCCCCUCAUCGUCCGCAAAGCACGCAUGCCGCCCGCCCAAGUCCGCAGGACUCUCGACAUCCCCCCAUCAGCGCCAUGCGUCCUGAUUACCUUCGGCGGCUUCGAGAUCGGCGGGGACGCGCUCACGGCAGUGCAGGUUCUUCCGGACGGCUGGUACGGCCUGGUGGCCUGCCCCUUUGCGGGUGUCGACGCCUCCGGCCGUCUGCGCCGCAUUCGGACCGAGAAAUGGUACAUGCCAGAUUUGCUCAACGCGGCGGAUGUAGUUCUUGGCAAAUGCGGGUAUGGAACGUGCUCCGAGGUGGUCGCUCACAACGUACCACUUGUGUACGUGCCGCGAUCCGGCUUUGCGGAGGAGGAAGGCCUGGUGGAGAAUCUGAUGAAGCCGUACGGAUGCAGCGUCGAGAUGCCGCAGUCAGAUUUCUACAAGGGGAAUUGGGCGGAAUACAUUUUGCGGGCUGCCGAGCUGCAGGACUCGGAGAGUAUUAGGCAUAGAAUUGAGGACGAUGGUGAGGCCCUCGCGAGCGAGCUGGUCGUGUCAAUUGCGAGGAACGGACUGGUGGUAUAGACGGUGAUGGCUUCUUCCUCCCUUCUGCAUGCUUAAACUACAAUAGAGUAUCUCAGGACUUUUUGGACAUUUAUCGCUUUUCAUUGCUUUGAUCAUGGGCUCGAUAAUGUGUAUGGUACACUUCUCCCUGAUUUCCAACGAACGUCCGAGUCAUGUUACUGCUUUCGGCCGGA
Molecule: messenger RNA, 1582 nt
Organism: Fimicolochytrium jonesii
Lineage: Eukaryota; Fungi; Chytridiomycota; Chytridiomycetes; Spizellomycetales; Powellomycetaceae
Exons: 5
Coding region: 93-1409 (438 amino acids)
Source: RefSeq, a predicted model, not a curated record